Molecule: messenger RNA, 1981 nt
Organism: Westerdykella ornata
Lineage: Eukaryota; Fungi; Ascomycota; Dothideomycetes; Pleosporales; Sporormiaceae
Product: general substrate transporter
Exons: 3
Coding region: 270-1877 (535 amino acids)
Biological process (GO): transmembrane transport; carbohydrate transport
Cellular component (GO): membrane
Molecular function (GO): carbohydrate:proton symporter activity
Source: RefSeq, a predicted model, not a curated record
UUAUCCGGUCCGCUAAACCGCACUCUUGGGAGCAUGGGCCCGUACCAUGGGCCCAUGGGGAAUCCCUUCGUCCUGGGGACCAGGGGACGAAUAUAUAUGAAGCUCUCGAACAAUAUCCGCAGAUCACGGUAAGGGUGGGCAACUCUCCAACUUCCUAGGUCACAAGGCUUUAUAUUCAGCCAUCCGUCAGCUGGGUUUCUCGUCAACCCCAACCCUCCGAUCCCAAUCUUUCCUCUCGACAACUGUGGUGACCUAGCAACCUCUACACCAUGGUCCACUUCAAGAAGCCCGCCAUCAAGAAGAUGGCCGACGUGGAGGCAGUUCAGGCUGAGGCUCCUCACCUGGCACGUGUCGACUGGAAGAGCGACCCGGGACUGAGAAAGCUGUACUUUUGGGCGUUCAUCAUCUGUGUCGCUUCCGCGACCACUGGUUACGAUGGAUCCAUGUUGAACAACUUGCGUAUCCUCGCCACAUGGAAGGAAUUCUUCGGGGACCCCAAGGGUUCGACUUUGGGUCUCCUGACCGCUCUCUACUCGAUUGGUUCCAUCGCCUCUCUCCCCGUCACUCCCUUUAUUGCCGACCACUUUGGUCGUAAGACCGCUAUCGCUAUUGGAUGCGUCAUCAUGAUUGUUGGCGCCAUCGUCCAGACCGCCUCCAGAAACCUCAAUUAUUUCAUGGCCGGCCGCUUCUUCAUGGGUUUCGGCAACUCGCUCGCCCAGCUCUCGUCUCCCCUGCUUCUCACCGAGCUCUGCCAUCCUCAGCACAGAGGUCGUGUCACUGCCAUCUACAACUGCUUGUGGAACGUCGGUGCCAUCAUCUGCACAUGGCUCACCUUCGGUACGAAGCGUAUCCCCUCCCACUGGUCCUGGCGCGUUCCUGCCCUCACCCAGGCCUUGCCCUCCAUUAUCCAGCUCAUUUUCAUCUUCUGGAUCCCCGAGUCGCCUCGUUGGUUGAUUUCCAAGGAGCGCAACGAGGAGGCCCUCAACAUUCUCGGCAAGUACCACGCCAAUGGAGACAUCAACAACCCUACCGUCCAGUUCGAAUACCAUGAGAUCAAGGAAACCCUCCGCCUGGAGUUCUUGUACCAGAAAUCCUCUUCCUACCUCGACUUCUUCAAGACCAAGGGCAACAGGUACAGGCUCUUGCUCCUCGCAUCUCUCGGUCUCUUCUCCCAGUGGUCCGGCAACGGUCUCGUCUCCUACUACGCCACCGACGUCUACAAGAGCAUUGGUAUCACCGACGACGACACCCAGCUCGGCAUCAACGGCGGUCUCAACAUCCUCUCCCUCAUCGUCUCCGUCUCCUGCGCCUUGUUGGUCGACAAGGUCGGUCGUCGCCCGCUCUUCCUCGCUGCCACCGCCUCCAUGUGCGUCACCUUCAUCAUUUGGACAAUCUGCUCCUCGCAGCAGGAGGCCACCGGCAGCAAGGACGCUGGCCGCGCCGUCAUCGCCAUGAUCUGGAUCUUCUCCGUCGCCUACGCGCUUGCAUGGUCUGGUCUGCUCGUCGCCUACACCGUCGAAAUCCUGCCCUUCAAGAUCCGCGCCAAGGGUCUCAUGAUCAUGAACUUCUUCAUCCAGGUCGCUCUGACCAUCAACCAAUACGUCAACCCCUACGGCUUUGACUACCUCAAGCCCACCUGGAAGUUCUACACCAUCUACUCCGUCUGGAUCUUCCUUGAGCUCAUCUUCGUCUUCUUCCUGUACGUCGAGACCAAGGGCCCGACCCUGGAGGAGGUCGCCAAGAUCUUCGAUGGCGAUGAGGCUGAGGUCGCUCACGUCGAUCUCGAGAAGGUCGAGGCUGAAGUCAUGACCUCUGGCUUCGAGAAGGGCGAAGGUGCCGUUCAGGUCGAGCACGUCAGCAGGCACAGCAAGGACUAGACUAUGAAACUACCCCUUCUAGUCUCUUUUAUUGUUGAGCAGUGUCCUUGCUCGCUUGUUGAAUGUUUCUCUGUCGGAAGUGGAGUUGGUUCCACCGUUCGCUC